AUGAAUGUUAAAAAAUCAACCAAAUAUGUACUUCCGCUCUUUAAAGUACCAUUUCCACCAGAACUGACGGUUGAAGAAAUCUUGAGCAGUAGAUCUGAUGACAGACUUAAAUCGAAAGCUCCCAAUAGAUACCUCAUAUAUAGACUCGCUUUCCUUAAAGAGCUUAGAAAGCGAACUGAUGAAAAUGUGUCUAUGACGAAAAUAUCGUCUUACAUUAGUUCGAUGUGGUUCAACGAAACGACUUCAGUAAGGGAUGCUUAUGAAGAUCUAUCCAAACAAGUGGAAAAUCGCCUAACAGAAAUUAGGCAGAAGGAAAAGUUAGUACUCAUCAAUGAGUCAUCGUCUCUGGGCCUACAAGAUAACUCACCUUCCGGAAUUACCGAUAACAAUGUUGUUAACCCAAAUUAUAUUCCAGUCUUUUCCGACCUUUCUUACCAAUUUGGACCACCGCAUCUAUACUUUCCAAGUUACAUUCAAAUCCCCGAUUAUUCUUACCAAUUUUCUACAUCAGUAGAUAAUUUCUUCAAUUUUGACAAUUAUUCUAUUGAGCCAUACUUCUGCGAAGUGUGUUUCAAUAAUUUUGUCAAUUAUGUCAAUUACGAGUAA
Messenger RNA from Rhizophagus irregularis DAOM 181602=DAOM 197198, 606 nucleotides. RefSeq lists its product as uncharacterized. The record is from RefSeq and is a predicted model, not a curated record. Lineage: Eukaryota; Fungi; Glomeromycota; Glomeromycetes; Glomerales; Glomeraceae.